Molecule: messenger RNA, 951 nt
Organism: Miscanthus lutarioriparius
Lineage: Eukaryota; Viridiplantae; Streptophyta; Magnoliopsida; Poales; Poaceae
Source: the annotation of a GenBank genome assembly
AUGCCACCGUUUAAGAAGGUCGAAAUAGUUGCUGCAGGCGCUAUCAAGUUCAUUGAGCUUCUCAAAUUUCAGUGCAACCAGGCUGUGGUGCAUCGACCGAUCAUCAUGUAUAUGUCCAUGCAUGAGAGGGUCAUCAACCGAAUCAAAGAGAGGAAGUGCGCCAUCGACUUCUUGCUGAAACCAGCUGCAUACCAGAUCUGUAGUACCUAUCUAAAAAGGUUUGGUCAUAGAUCAAGAGCCAUAUCAUCAAUCCCAUAUGGUUGUAUUGAUAGGGAUAUUUCACAUACGGUAUACAGGAAAGCAGCAAGGCUAAGAACAGAGAGAUUUCUACUUGUUCUUGAUGGUGUUUCUAGCUACCCCCGUGCAAUGGAUGACAUAGUCAUAAUAUUAUUGGGGGGUAGCAAGGCAGGAAGCAAGGUCAUCAUUACCACCAUAUAUGAUCCCUUGGCAAAAAGGAUGGAUGGGUGCCAUAUUCUUUCUGUAGAACCCUUGCCAAUGGAAGACCUUGGCUACCUGUUCAUGGAAAAUGCAUUAGGCGGUGAACAUCCUGAAGAAUACCGGAAACUACUAGUUAUUGGGAAAGAGAUUGCUGAGACCUUAAGAGAAUGCAGUCCUUUGGCAACAAAAGUUGUGAGCGGACAACUAAGAGACAAUCUCAAUGAGAAGUACUGGAGCACUGUCUUGAGACACUGUCAGCAAUUAGUUGCACCUCGUUCCAAGUUAAAACCUUUCAUUCUAGGUUGCAAGCUUCUGCCUCACCACCUACAAAGUUGCUUUGGAAUAUUUGGUACGUACCCACGCUGGAAGUUCACACAUGAGGACUUGAUAAGCCUGUGGGUGCGCAACGGUCCCAUCAGCGACAAGGGUAGAAAAACCAGCAUAGAGAAUGUUGCAGCAGAAUGCUUUGAUGACCUAUUGAGGAAAGCAUUCAUACAACCAAACCAAGUUUAA